AUGAUCAAUGCCGCUAGCAGCUGUCCCAAAAGCGAUCCUAAUGCACGAGAGCUAGGCAAUGCAGACGUCGUGAUCGAGCCAACAAUCGCUGACGCUUCACAAGGAGCAGUUCCACAGAGCAUGCAUAGCUGGAACGAGCAGAAUAACGGGGCUAUCAAAGCCGAACCAGACGAUAAUCAAGGUGAAGGAGAUGGGGAUGAACGUCCUGUGGACUGUCCGUCUGAAUAUAUCCGUGCUGAACUCAUCGACAUAUUAUCCGACCUCUCGUUCGAAGGAGCAUUCGCCUUCAAUCGUGCGUAUCCUGAUGCACCCAAUCCGGCACUGCGCGUUGAAGGUCUGGGCACGAUUGGUCUGCCACUGAGUAUCCGGGACGCAGAGGCGAUCAAAUCGAAAGCUGAGCCAGCGCCAUUUGGUAUGGGCGAGCGUACAGUGCUCGACAAAUCCGUACGAGACACAUGGGAGAUUGAUGCAAAACAGAUUAGGUUUGAGAACCCUGCAUGGAAGACUUUCUUGGGCUCGACUUAUGUCGGAUCUCCUAUUAUACGAGUUGCCGUUUUCUCUUCGCUGCGCCCGCUCAGUCCUUGUAUUGCCAGCUUCUUGCCUCAUGUGGACACCGAGAAGAUGGAUGGCAUGUUUGCCACAAUUGUGAUAGUACUCCCGUCCAAGUUCAGCGGAGGCGCCGUGCACGUCUCGCGUGGCAGUCUAUCCUCGGUCUACGAUUGCAGUCCCAAGAGCCUAUUUGAGACAUCUGUCUUGGCAUGGUACACGGAUGUCAAGCAGGAGGUGAAGCCCAUUACGGAGGGCUUCAGACUCGCUCUAUCCUUCAAUCUGAUCCAUACCACAAGCUCGCUUCGACCUGCAUUGUCGGGGAAUGCGAACGCCGUAGAAAAAUUGCGUCGCGUUUUGCUGUCUUGGAAGCAAAACCUGGACGGCAAGGCUCCGAGCAAAGUUGUAUACCUUCUCGAUCACAAAUAUUCCCUAGCAAGUCUCCGUGGCAGCGCACUCAAAGGCGACGACGCCCAGCUUGUUGCAACACUUGACGUUGUGGCAAAGCAACUUGAUUUCCGUAUUGGCCUUGCCACCGUAGUAUGUCACCUCAAGGGCUAUGCGGAUGACUGUGGCGGAGGCUAUGGGAACGACGAGGUCAGCAUGGCAGAGGUGGAGGAGAGCGAUGUCAGCAUCGAGACUCUGGUCGACCUCGACGGAAGGCUGAUUACGGAAGAACUCGAGAUUGAUACUGAACAUGAGGCAAUACCGGAGGAUUUGGCGGACACAUUGCAAGAGGAAAAGUGCGACGACCAAGAUUAUGAGGGAUACCUCGGCAAUGGCGCUGGUUCUCUUGAACGAUGGUAUCGGCGGACUGCGCUUGUGAUCUGGCCGAAAAGGAACGACGUUGACAUCAUGCACGGCGCCGAAGGCCUUCAGUAUGCAUGCGAUACCAUCAAGGCUAGCAAUUCCGCGAGUCCUACCGCAGAUGAAAUGGACAUGGUCGACUACAUUUUCCACCGAGCAUCUGCGUCCGAUGCCACAACAGUGGUGCCCAGUGUCUGUGAGGCAGCUGUGAGAUGGAAAGAUCUGGCCACAUGGGUGAGAGUUAUCAAAGUCUGCGACGCAGAACGAAGCAUCGCCACGAUUGGUGUAAACAAUGCUUGCUCGGCCUUCCUCGUGUUUGGUUUCACGUCUAUCAAGAUCAUUAUCGAGGCCAGUCUAUUACGAGAUAGUAGCAAUCGGCUCAGGUUUCAGCUGCUAGACCACCUCCAAGAAGCGGUAUUGGAAGAAAACCGACAGUUGUUUGCAGACCUCCCCACUGGGUGGUUUGACGAACAGCGUCUCAAGAUUGCCAACACGCUCGCCAAACCCGCAGCAGACGAGUGUGAUUUGAUGUUCUCCUUGGCCACUAGAUACGGAGGGUCACCGUUCUUGGAACAGAGUAGUAUAAUUCCCCAAUUGAAGGCCUUGGCGGAUUCAUCUUUCUUGCUGGAUUUCUCUGCCUACCUACAUGACAAUAUGGUAGCAGCAGACCCGGGUGUGCGCCGGCGAAUAGUCAAGGAACUUCUAUCCGCUGCUAUUUCUGGGGUGGACUUCUAUGCCUCUACAAAGAAAGCACAGGCAUAUCCGUACUAUACAGCGUACCGUGACGAACGAUCAGAAGCUGAAAAGAAUCUCAUGCAAGCUCAACGGUACAUUCAAACGUGCCUGAAAACGGAUCAACAGGAGCUGGUGCCGCUCAUCAUUGACAAGCUCACCAACUUCAGUGGCCAGACCGGUGAAGUUAUACAGACGCAGGCGAAAGAUGUCUUGAUCCCACUGCUUUCGUCGCUGACCGAUGCCAUUCGAUCGCGUCCCGCUGAUCGUCCCGUGAUAGACUUACGCAAGUUGUGUGGCGUUGCUAUGGACCAGUAUCUUCGGUCGGCAGCUCGUUCUCCUUACAGCAUAUCUAAGCCAGACCUCUCGUCCGUCAUAAGGGCAAUGGUACUGGCAGGUCAGCCGCAAGUGGUGUUAACGACCAUCAUUCCAAGUUUGGAGGCGUUAUCUCAGAACGCGCUGAACUUCCAGACGUUAGCUGAAGAAUUGCAUGCGAACCGCGAGAACUUCUCAACUGUGGUUCCGACGACGGAUGUCCAGACGGCCAUCGUUCGGCUUGGGAAAAAAUACGCCUCAGAAGUGAAUCUUCCACAGGAAGCCAGGACUAGCAGCGUCAGCUAUGGGUAUUGGGCACGUCCUGCCACGCCAGUCACACCUGCGUCGGUAGUCAAGCCAAUUAUCGAUGCUCUGGAAUCCUGUUUCUCGUUGAACGUCCUGGAGGCAUGUCACAUCAUCCUAAGACGAGUAGUAAAUCCAGCACUUCUCGCAGAACAGUACGUCAGGGACAUUCUGGUGCCCCUCGUUCCUGAGUUGCGCAAGGUUGCCGAGGCGCACAAGGAGCCUGUCACAACUGGUGCAUCCGCUGUCGUGUUGCGCAAAACUGCUCUUGCGUGGGUCGAGAAGGUCUUAGGCCCACGGCCCGCUGACUGCACUGCUCAGAUGCAAAGCAUCCAAAGACGAUGGACAUGCAAUUGCCAACCUUGCUCCGGUGUGCGGCAGUUUCUGCUUCACAAGCCCGAACGGAGUCGUACAUGGGAAAAGAUUGGUGCCCCUGCGAAGAAACAUGUCGAAACAUAUUUGAGGUCUUGCGGUGCCGACAAAAUCGCGGCCUGGGACACAAUCCGCACAUCGCCGCAAGAUUUGAAGGUCACCAAGACGGAUGCGAUAUACCACCCUGUACGAUGGGUGUCCGACCAGAAGAAAGGAUACGCACUCCUCAAAGGUAUCAGUGGUAAUUCAGAGGAACUCCGAAUGAUACUGGAUAGCGACUACAACCGAAUCGUGGCCCUGCUGCAUGGCAAUGGAAGCGGCAUUACAACGACAACUCAAAGCAGUGCCUCGAGCAGUCGUCCCGCGGCACAAGCAGCUGCGUCCACCUCAGGAGCUAAUGUUCAAGUCGUACAGAACACCUCGCGGCCUAUGGCUUCGCAUCGUAUCGUCCCGCGGGGUACUUCAGGGACACAAGGUAUUCAAUCCAGGCCUUACUUUCACAUUGCAAAUCCGUCAACCAACAUGGCCCCAGUUUCUACAGCAUCCACUUCGACAUCCGCAGCCAUAGCAGCCGCAAGGCCGCCUAGGAAGCGGAAAAAGAUACAACAUGAUCCAACAGAUGUGAUCGAUAUUACCUCAGACUGA
This is a messenger RNA of Laetiporus sulphureus 93-53, 3720 nucleotides long. RefSeq lists its product as uncharacterized. Lineage: Eukaryota; Fungi; Basidiomycota; Agaricomycetes; Polyporales; Laetiporaceae. The transcript is spliced from 12 exons. The record is from RefSeq and is a predicted model, not a curated record. Bases 1 to 3720 code for a protein of 1239 amino acids.